AUGCGCUUCUCCUGCCACUCUCACUUGCUCGGCAAGCUCGAUCUCUCGCUUGCGUUGCCGGUUGUUCUUCUAGUUGCAAGCGCUUCUCGCUCCGAUUGCAGACGUGCUCGAAAUUGCGCGACUCUGCGCCCUAUAGCUGCGCCGCCAGCUCUUCUCUUUGUUGCCUCUGGAGCUCUGCUUCGCUCAGCAGGUGUCGUUCGACCUGCUGUAGUUCUGCACGCCUUGGGCUUCUGCGGCGACUCGCAGGCCUUCGAGCGCGGCCGCAAGUUGUUGGAAGUGUUGCUGCUGCUCUUGUCGCAGCGCAAUUUUUUUCGUCCUGACGCUCGCGUUGCGUACUCUGGACUCAGUCCAAAAGCCGUCGUGGAGGUCGUCAACAUCCGUGGGUCUCACAUGCGUCAUUCGCAUGGACAGCCAGAGGUGUCUGCGCGACCUCUUGUGUGUUGCGACGCCUCGCCAUCGAUGCCGCCGCUGCGCGUUGGACAGCGCUCGCGUACUCGACGCCCCUAA
Molecule: messenger RNA, 507 nt
Organism: Peronospora matthiolae
Lineage: Eukaryota; Oomycota; Peronosporomycetes; Peronosporales; Peronosporaceae
Source: the annotation of a GenBank genome assembly